This is a messenger RNA of Pipistrellus kuhlii (Kuhl's pipistrelle), 1073 nucleotides long. RefSeq names its product neurexophilin 2 (gene NXPH2). The transcript has 2 exons. Bases 89 to 883 code for a protein of 264 amino acids. Lineage: Eukaryota; Metazoa; Chordata; Mammalia; Chiroptera; Vespertilionidae. Gene Ontology annotation, molecular function: signaling receptor binding. The record is from RefSeq and is a predicted model, not a curated record.
GGGGCCCGGCGCCUCAGUCUGGUCCCCGAAGUGGAGAUGCGCCAGCGGGCGGCCCGGGCGCGCAGCUCCUGAGAGCCCAGCCGGCACCAUGCGCCUGCGGCCGCUGCCCCUCGUCGUGGUCCCCGGCCUGCUGCAGCUGCUGUUUUGUGACAGUAAGACGGCGGUGCAUGCCACAGAUGGGCUGGACUGGGAGGACAAAGAUGCCCCGGGGACCUUGGUGGGCAACGUAAUUCACUCGAGGAUCCUCAACCCGCUGCGCCUGUUUGUCAAACAGUCCCCGGUGCCCAAGCCAGGGCACCUGGCCUACGCGGACAGUUUGGACAGCUUCUGGGACUGGCUGGCCAACAUCACGGAGGCCCAGGAGCCCUUGGCAAGAACUAAACGGAGGCCCAUAGUCAAAACGGGAAAGUUCAAGAAAAUGUUUGGCUGGGGUGACUUCCAUUCCAACAUUAAGACUGUGAAACUCAACCUGCUGAUCACGGGGAAAAUCGUGGACCACGGCAACGGAACGUUCAGUGUGUAUUUCCGACACAACUCCACGGGCCUGGGCAACGUCUCGGUGAGUUUGGUGCCCCCCUCCAAAGUGGUGGAGUUCGAAGUGUCCCCGCAGUCCUCCUUGGAGACCAAGGAGUCCAAAUCCUUCAACUGUCGCAUCGAGUACGAGAAGACAGACCGGGCCAAGAAGACGGCUCUGUGCAACUUCGACCCAUCCAAGAUCUGCUACCAGGAGCAGACGCAGAGCCACGUGUCCUGGCUGUGCUCCAAGCCCUUCAAGGUCAUUUGCAUCUACAUUGCCUUCUACAGUGUCGAUUACAAACUCGUGCAGAAGGUCUGCCCUGACUACAACUACCACAGUGAGACUCCUUACCUAUCUUCUGGCUGAGUCCUUCUCGCAGCCAUAGAAAGCGGGGGACGGUCUCUAUUUCAUUGGAAUGACCGAGAACCGAGCCAGCUCUUCGUGGUCAAGGAUCCUGUUUAUAUGGCAGUGAACCUUAGUUCCCCAAGAGGUUUACAAAUUAAAGGAAAAAAAAUAAAGAAAGAAAGAAAAUAAAAGGAAAGGAAAUGAAAGGAAA